ACUUCAGUGUGGUAACAAAGAUGAGGUCCGAAUUGGAUUUGUUUACAUUGAAGCACAGAAUAUUUCUCGUGAAGAACUUCUACCAGCUCAAUGGGGAUUGCAUGUGCGUGAAGACAAAGUAUGAUUGCUUCUAUAGGAAUAGUAGUGAGUCACCGGCCUUUUCCAGUGAUGUUCUCGUGGAGAUUAUUAGUUUGUUCGAGCGAACGGGGAGUGUCUUCAGAGGUCCGGAAGCUGUAACAUCCCUCAAUCUUCAGGGAGACUGUCAGCAAAUAGAACAGAUUUACGUUAAAGUGGAGAAUCCCGAUGAAGAUGUUCAAGAGGCUGAAACAAUGGAAUCUUAUGAUAAUCUCCAGUCCCCGGUGCCAGAGAAUUCUGAUCAUAUAAGAACAUUUGAUAAGUAUGAGAGUGAUGUGUACAACUCAUCCGGGGAGAAUACAUCUGAUGCAGAUACUCUUAGCAAUGAAGAACAUCCCUUAGUCAUGGAAUUCAAAAGAGACGAAGACUCAGUGAGGAAACAAAUUCUCCCCGAAUGGUGGGAGAACCCAGAUGAUUCCUUAGAAUUGGAAGACAUCAAAUGGAAUCAAUGUACCCCCAUAGACAAAGAAAGCGACACGGGAAAUUCAAGGAAAAUUAAUGAUUUGAACUACUUUGAAUGUACAGACAAAAAUUGCAGGAAAACCUUUAAAUCCUGGCCAGCCUACAACCUCCAUAGACUCACGCAUUCGGAUCAAAAAGACAAAAUAUACAAAUGCAAGAAUUGUGAUAAAAUUUUCCUGCACAACUACGCUCUAAAGAGACACUUUAAAAGCAAACACAUGCAACUGCAGCAUAAAUGCUACAAAUGUGGGUGCUCAUUUAGAGAGGAAAAGAACUACAGGAAUCACUUGGAGGAGCAUGGCCAGGAACCCCAAGGAGGCCAGGAAUUCUACGAUGAACCACCAAAUUCGCCAGAGUUUAAAAAACCAGAAGCACCACCUUCAAAGGGAUUGAUCACGAAACGGAAGCUCAUAACUUCCAUCGCAGUGAACCAAAAGAAGGAUGUUGCUGCAGAGCCAAAAACCACAAAAAAGAAGAGAAUUGAAAAAUUCAGAACAUGCGAAGUUUGUGGGAAAGUUUGUUCAACUGCACGCUACAGAAAGCAUACAAUGACACACAGUGGAGAGCGCCCAAUUACGUGCAAUAUUUGUGGGAAAGGAUACAUCUACAGCUGUGGCUAUCAGAAGCACAUGCUGCGGCAUAAAGGGAUUGAUACGAGCAAAAAGCGUUCAGUGUGCGAAUUUUGCGGGAAGAGACUGACAGGACCGAAGAUUCUGCAGGAGCACAUUCGGAGGAUUCACGAGAGAGUCGAUCAGAAGUUCAAGUGCAAAGUUUCCGGAUGUGGAAGAUCGUAUCCCAAUGAGAAAUCCCUCCGGAGGCAUAUGGAUCGACACAAUGGGCGUUUCUUCAAAUGUUCUUCCUGCAAUAUGGAAUACAAGGAUAAGUACAUGCUAAAGCUCCACAUGGAUAGAGUUCAUUUGAAGGCUGACCCACCAUUAAAAUGCGAAAUUUGCGGAAAAUUAGAUUGGCGAAUUUUUGAUCAUCGGAGCCACAUGCGGAUAUGCCAUAACAUUGAAGUUCCCUACGUUAGGAAGAAACCACCAGAGAAGGAUACUCAGCAAUCCACAAGCUCUCAGCAAUUGUAAUUUGUAGAUUGCCUAAUAAAAAAAGAAUGAUAAAAUGA
Molecule: messenger RNA, 1720 nt
Organism: Lutzomyia longipalpis
Lineage: Eukaryota; Metazoa; Arthropoda; Insecta; Diptera; Psychodidae
Product: zinc finger protein 709-like
Exons: 6
Coding region: 21-1682 (553 amino acids)
Biological process (GO): regulation of transcription by RNA polymerase II
Cellular component (GO): nucleus
Molecular function (GO): RNA polymerase II cis-regulatory region sequence-specific DNA binding; DNA-binding transcription factor activity, RNA polymerase II-specific
Source: RefSeq, a predicted model, not a curated record